Messenger RNA from Labeo rohita (rohu), 423 nucleotides. RefSeq names its product shadow of prion protein 2 (gene sprn2). Bases 1 to 423 code for a protein of 140 amino acids. The transcript has a single exon. The record is from RefSeq and is a predicted model, not a curated record. Gene Ontology annotation, biological process: protein homooligomerization. Lineage: Eukaryota; Metazoa; Chordata; Actinopteri; Cypriniformes; Cyprinidae. Gene Ontology annotation, cellular component: membrane.
AUGGGUAAUCAGAAGGUCCUGAUCAUUUGGGUGUGGAUGUUACUGUUGGCAUCAUUGUAUCCUUCGGCCCACUGCAAGCGUGGAGGAGGUUUUGGUGGAAGAGGCAAGGGAGUGGGUCUGCCAGCCCGAGCGCCUCCUUCCCACAGCAAAGGAAGGCAGGGCCUAAAGCUGGCAGGUGCUGCAGCAGCGGGGGCUCUCGGUGGAGCGGCCAUCGGCUAUGGGCUGGGCUCUCUUGGCAGACCGAGGUACGGCUACGGUUAUGGCUACGAUGGCUCAUCAGAAGAGUACAGACGCUAUUACCCUGAUGGACAAGGAUACAAUCGCUCGGACUGGCAGCAUUACAGGAACACAGGCAGCUCAGAGCACGUGGCCAGCGUCCUUAUAACACUCGGAACAGUCGCACACAUCUUUAUGUGGGGAUGA